GAACAGCCACGCGCAUCUGCACCUGCACGUCGUCACCUCUUCUUCCAAUACCUACCUCCAGCCCCCCAUAAUUCUCUUGACAACGUUGGAUGCGGCACAGGAUGGAUGGCCGACCGUCGCGGUAUCUUCGUCCCCCUCAUCAUCCUCGCCUUCAUCUUCCUCUCCCCUGACCCCGCCCGCCCCGCUACCCGCCAACUGCGCAUCGGCCGCACCCUCGACGAUGUCAUUGUCGAAGAGCAGCGCUCUCUUGCCGUCCUACAAAAUUCUUCCUACGCCUCCCACGCCCUACCACAGCUGAAUUUGACGGGACUAGAAGAUGCGCGAGGCUACGCGUGGGAUGCGCUUCCAGCAGUGCGCCAGCGUGGACGUGAACAACUGGAAUAUGCGUUAGGGCCUUUUGCCGGUGAUGCGCUGGGGUUGAAGGACGACACCGGUUCGAGUGCGUCGCCUGCACCUUUGUACCACAACAUCACGGGAUUCGUCCACGGCACAUGGGUUCGCUCCAAAGUGGACCCCGACCUGCCUCGUCCUCACCUCAACCUCUCCGAUUACGAGAUCACGGGCCCUUUUGGACUCAUCUCGCCCCGAGCCUUUGACCGAAACGUUACUGGCGAAGAAGGAGAUGUCCGUCUGCGAUUUCACAAGCAUCGGCCGCCGGCAGACGAGCUGGCCAAACACGAUGAUUUCGGCAACGUCACCAGUUUAGUUGCCGACCUUACCAUCACCGAUGACGAUUCCAGCGAGUACUCUGCACGUCUGUUCGGAGUGUACUUCCUUCAUGCUGGCCAAGCAAUCUUGACCACCACCAGCGACAAAUUCGCCGGUAUCUUCCUGCUACCCCAUCUCGCCAUGUCAGAACGCAUGUUUGCGGCUUCGAGAGGACUAUUGAACGACACCAUUUCCAAAACACUCCAACGCCAAGUGGACGGCCGCUCUGAGUCCUUCAACCCUUGGUCGUCAAGCACUCAGGAAGCUCCGGUCAAUCGCGUUAGCUUUCCUGAGUGUGAAAUUAUUGUAUACUUACAGCAACACCCUCCGACAUCUACAUCGCGAGCCGCCCCGGAUGCUUCAGUACUGUCUGUGCUCGAGAAGGAACUACGCUUUCCCACUGGAGCGUAUGUGCCUCCCGCUCCGGACAUGAAGUUCUCCAUGACUGCCUUUUCUCCGGACUGCGGAUACGUUCUGGAAUCCAAGGGUCCACCAGGAUAUGCCAUUCAAGAUGGAGCACAUUUUACUGGCCCGAAGAUGGAAGUGCUGAAUAACAGCAGCAGGAAGCACGACCUCGUCUUCACACUGGUGCUGCUUCUGCAGAUCUUCCUCUUGAAACGUCAAAUGCACGAGGCUUCUACACCGUCCACGCGCAGCCGUAUCAGCCUUUACACCGUCGCCAUGCUGGCUCUUGGAGACGGCUUCACCUUCAUGACAUUCCUGCUUGUCAGCUUCUUCAUCGGCGGGCUGUUUGUAACGAUCAUGGCCACAGCGUUUUUGUCAUUCGUCUGCGUGAGCUUUUUUGGCAUGCGCUUCCUCAUGGACAUUUGGCUUGUGCAGGCGCCAGAGCGAGCAAGGAGGCGGCGAGAAGAAGCUGAAGAGUGGCAAAGAAGGGAGGAGAUUUAUCGAGAGGCUCUUGAGAGAGUGCGGGAGAGGAGGGCUCAAGAUCCUGCUCUCAACGGCGGCAAUGCUGCGAGUAAUGGAGGUAGUGCCAACCCUGUGACACCGGCACAAGACAUCAACAUCACCCCGGCACCAUCAAUACCUCAAGAAGACGUCCCGCCAGUCGCUGAUCCUGCUGUCACGGCCACCCCUGAUCAGGCUCCACCUCCAAACCCGGCCCCUGUCGAUUCUCUCCCACCUCCAGUGACCAUGCAACGACCCACCGACACCGGCGCAGCUCCAGUCUUCAUGCCCUCAGACCAGGUAGAUCUCGAGCAAUGGGCCCCCGCUCCGGGCGCCGCCGGCCAAGCACAGAUGGUGUACCGUGAGAGCUUCGGUUCCGUGUAUACCCGCUUCUACCUCCUCCUGCUUGCGAUAUUAUUCAUGAGUCUCAACGCCAUGGGAUGGCCAUCCGGCCUCCGCCGCGUCUACUUCACCACUCUAGGCGUCAUCUACCUCUCCUUCUGGAUCCCCCAAAUCAACCGCAACGUGCAACGCAACUGCCGCAAAGCGCUCAAGUGGGAAUUCGUGCUCGGCCAAAGCUUCGUCCGCUGCCUGCCCUUUGCUUACUUCUACACCUACAAGCGCAACGUCGUCUUUUCCGACGUCGACUACACCAGCUUGGCCAUUCUUGUCGUCUGGCUGUGGGUGCAGAUUCUCGUCCUCGCUUCGCAGGAGCUCAUCGGACCCAGGUGGUUCGUGGGCAAGAACUGGGCGCCGCCGGCGUACGAUUAUCAUCCUGUGCUUCGCGAGGACGUGGAAGGAAGCACGAUGCCAAUGGGCUUCUCGGAAGCCGCUGCAGCAGCAGCAUCCACGCCUUCAUCUCCAAUCGCCGAGCGGGAAGGCGGCAGUUUAUCUCGUCGCGCGUCGCUGGCAGCGAAAGAAAGCAGGGAAAGAGGCAAGCGCGUCUACGACUGUGCAAUCUGCAUGCAGGAGCUGGAAGUGCCGGUCAUCGAGAGCGGUUCUUCCAGCGAGAGCAUGAGUGGGCCGACGGGCUUGCUGGCGCGUAGGAUGUACAUGGUGACUCCGUGUCGCCAUAUUUUCCACUCGGGGUGUUUGGAGGGGUGGAUGAAGUAUCGGCUUCAGUGUCCCAUCUGUCGAGAGACAUUACCUCCGCUGUAGAACUAUCCAUAGAAUCCCAAAAUCAUGUCAUCAUCAUCAUCACUCCUCCCCCUCCCGCGGAACAUACCUCCCAUCUCUCUCGUAAAGCCUCCGAACCCUCUCCCACCCCCUCUCAUCCUCCUUC
Molecule: messenger RNA, 2896 nt
Organism: Neohortaea acidophila
Lineage: Eukaryota; Fungi; Ascomycota; Dothideomycetes; Mycosphaerellales; Teratosphaeriaceae
Exons: 1
Coding region: 106-2772 (888 amino acids)
Molecular function (GO): zinc ion binding
Source: RefSeq, a predicted model, not a curated record